This is a messenger RNA of Acanthosepion pharaonis, 618 nucleotides long. Lineage: Eukaryota; Metazoa; Mollusca; Cephalopoda; Sepiida; Sepiidae. The record is from the annotation of a GenBank genome assembly.
AUGGAAUUAGACGAUACAAUUCCAGGCGUUUGCCUGACAGUCGAGUUAACCGUUAAUGAGGUCAGCAAUGAGUCGACAGUGCACACCUUACUCUCUCUUUCUCUGUCUGUCUGUCUCUCUUUCAAACACUCUCUUUCACACUGUCAUUCUGCCUACACAAAUUUUCUCUCCCUCUCUCUCCCCCCUCUCUCUCUCUCUCUCUCUCUCUCUCUCAAGCAGACUUACGCCUUUUCACUUUUUCUCUCUCGACGAAAGGUUGUUCCUAUCUAUCUAUCUAUCUAUCUAUCUAUCUAUCUAUCUAUCUAUCUAUCUAUCUGUCCCUUCAAUUUUAAGUUUCAUCAUAUCUAUCUCAAUCUGUUCAUUUCUAUAUCAGAUUCUCUCCCUUUUUCUAUCUAUCUAUCUAUCUAUCUAUCUAUCUAUCUAUCUAUCUAUUUCUGUCUGUCCAUUAUCUAUCUAUCUAUCUAUCUAUCUAUCUAUCUAUCUAUCUAUCUAUCUAUUUCUGUCUGUCCAUUAUCUAUCUAUCUAUCUAUCUAUCUAUCUAUCUAUCUAUCUAUCUAUCUACGUCCUUUUGUGUGUUUAACUCUUUCUCUUUCUAUCAACACAUUUAAAUCUCGCUAG